Larimichthys crocea (large yellow croaker) is the source of this 3972-nucleotide messenger RNA. RefSeq lists its product as uncharacterized. Bases 455 to 3934 code for a protein of 1159 amino acids. NCBI's taxonomy places the organism in Eukaryota, Metazoa, Chordata, Actinopteri, Sciaenidae. The transcript is spliced from 2 exons. The record is from RefSeq and is a predicted model, not a curated record.
UCAAGCUGAUUGAAGCAAGAUCAAGAAUCUGAGAGCAAGGAGAGGCGAGGGAGUGACAUGCAACAAAAGACAAAAAGCAAUCGUACUUUCUAAAUGAAUAUAAGGCACUGUGUGACUUGUCAGUUAUUGGGUGGGGUUAAGUUCCCUCUAGUGAUGAUUUGAGUUACUGCACCUUUAAUUGUUUAAUCGGACCUGAUCGAAGCAGUCUGAAAAUGUGCUCGCCAGAAAUCCGGUUGUACUGACCUAGAAGUGGAACCAACAUUUUACAAAAACAAACAAAGACAAAACGAUUUCAGUAAAUCAGUCAACCUGGAAUCAAGCCUGCUCGUCUUUAUUGUUCGCUAUCUGUCUACAAUACCCCAGAAGUAUUAUCAGGACAGAAUAGUAAAAUGUUGACCACACAACGGAGAUAGGCAGCUGAAAUACGGUGAACAGCACACAGAAGCAAGCCAAGAUGAGCCACGCUGGUGAGGAGGACCGUCCGUCUCAGUUGGAGACAAGAUCUCGAGCCUCAACUUCACACAAAUCUUCCAGAGCAUCAACCCGGUCAUCUGUCAGCCUACUUGCAACAAGAGCCAGAGCUAAGGCUGAAUCAGCAAAAAUUAAAGUAUCCUUUGCUGAGAAGGAGGCAGCCAUGAUGAAACAAAAAGCAUCAUUAGAGGCAAAUCUUCAUGUGUUAAAGCAAGAGAAAGAAGCAACUGCAGCAUCAACAGAGGCAGCUAUAUAUGAAGAAGCUGCAGCAGCAGCAGCAGAGCUCGAUCAAAGGCAAAGUGACGCUCUUGGUGAGCUACAGGAUCUAGCACUUGAUGAUCCAGUGAGACGCACACAACUCUAUGUAGAAACACAGCGAUUCGAUGCACAUGCACCACAGUUGCAACCAAUCCCAACUCCACAGCAACAAAUUGCUUAUCAAGCACCUGUGAAUGAUCACCUUCCUAUCAAAAGAGAAGAAGAUUCCCUAUAUGAGUCCUUUGUUGAGAAAAAUGAACAUAGAUCCCCGACAGGUGGUCACAAUGUUUCUCAUUCUGCCCCAAAAACAUUUUUCCCAAAGCAGAAACAUUCUCCUGUUUCCCCUGACAUAGAAAGGAAAGACACAGCAGCUAAUCCUCCGGCCUCUCAUCCCAACCCGGGAAACAAAUACUUACCUCCAUCAACACAAACCCAUGUCUUGGCCCAGUAUCUCAUGAGGAAAGAGAUGGUGAGCUCAGGACUCCUUACCUUUGACGACUGCCCAGAAAACUACUGGGCGUGGAAGGCCUCCUUCCUAGCAGCCACAAAGGAGCUAAACCUCUCGGAGCAAGAAGAGCUCAACCUACUGAUCAAGUGGUUAGGGCCCAAGUCAUCAGCUCAAGCCAUGAGGAUUAGGUCUGUGCAUGUAAAUAAUCCUAGACUAGGUGUGUGGACGGUAUGGGAGCGCUUGGAGGAAACUUAUGGAAGCCCAGAGGUGAUUGAAAGUGCCCUAAUGAAAAGAUUGGAUGCCUUCCCAGUCAUCUCUAACAAAGACACACAUAAACUCAGAGAGUUAGGAGACUUGUUAAAAGAGCUACAAGCUGCAAAGUCAGAGGGAUUCUUGCCUGGACUCAUGUAUCUUGAUACAGCUCGAGGGGUGAAUCCAAUUGUGGAGAAGCUUCCAUUCUCACUGCGUGAACGCUGGAUGACUCAGGGAUCAAAGUACAAGGAGGUUUAUCAUGUGCCUUUCCCACCGUUCAGCUACUUUGUGGAAUUUGUAUGUUCCCAAGCUAAGACUCGCAAUGACCCCAGUUUUGCAUUCAAUCUUUCCUUUACUCCCAGUCAGUCAAAAGGUGAGAAAGACCAAAAACACAUCUACAAAUCCGCUGUAACAGUGAGGAAGACUGAUGUCACGGCCGCAGGUGGUGCAUCUCAGGACAGCACAUCUGUGAAGAAAACUGAACCGGAUAAAGAAUGCCCAAUCCAUAACAGACCGCAUCCGCUUACAAAGUGCCGGGGGUUCAGAGGAAAGCACCUGGACGAGAGGAAAACGUACUUAAAGGAGAACUCAAUCUGCUUUAGAUGUUGUGCCAGCAUCAAGCACAUUGCCAAAAACUGUAAGACCGCACUAAAAUGUAAAGAGUGUGAGAGUGACCAGCAUACCUCAGCGAUGCAUCCUGGUCCAGCACCAUGGUCGCCUCAUGGACAGACUGGACACUCACCUGGGAAUGACCAGAGCAGGGAGCAAGGAGGGGAGCAAAGCGGGGAGAGGGAAGCAGCAACCCCUGUUGUCACUUCUAAGUGCACAGAGAUAUGUGGCGAUGCACCCCAGCCUAGAUCCUGUUCCAAAAUCUGCUUGGUCAAGGUUUCCCACACUGACAAUCCAAGCAAUUCUCACAGAGUAUAUGCUGUACUCGACGACCAAAGCAAUAGGUCUUUAGUGAAAUCUGAGUUCUUCAGUCUGUUGGGUAUUAACAGCGGGGCAUCCCCCUAUACGCUAAAAACAUGCUCAGGCAGAGUGGAGACUGCAGGAAGGAAAGCAACCAAUAUCAUGGUGGAAUCUCUCAAUGGGAAGAUCAAGGUCACACUGCCCACACUGCUGGAGUGUGAGUACCUACCUGGUGACCGGUCAGAGAUCCCGACCCCUGAGUGCGCACAAUAUUUCCCUCACCUCAGACCAGUGGCAGACAAAAUCCCUGCACUUGACCACAGUGCACCCAUUCUUCUGCUACUAGGCAGAGACGUUUUGAGCUUGCACAAGGUGCGGGAGCAGCGUAACGGACCCCACAACUCGCCAUAUGCUCAACGCCUUGAUCUGGGCUGGGUCAUAGUGGGAGAGCUGUGUCUGGGUGGUGCUCACAAGACUCAGGAAGUCAAUGCUUAUAAGACCCAUGUCCUCCAAAAUGGACGUCCUUCCAUCUUUAAGCCCUGCACUAACAGCAUUCACGUCAAGGAGAGACUCAGUGAACCGAUUCAGUGCAGCCUUCAGUUCCUGACUCGCAGUGUGGAUGCCGUGCCAGAGACAUGUAGGGAUGGUCUUGGUGAAAGUGUGUUUCAGAGAACACCAGCUGACAACAAACCAGCCAUGUCAGUAGAUGACAGCGAGUUUCUGAGAAUAAUGGAUAAGGAAGUGUAUAUGGACAUUGAAAACCACUGGGUGGCGCCACUACCCUUUCAUUCUCCUCGUAAGCGCCUUCCAUGCAACAGAGAGCAGGCUGCUCCAAGACUCCAAUCCCUCCAACGCUCAUUCAGGAAGAAACCUGACAUGAAACAGCACUUCUUUGAUUUUAUGCAAAAGGUAAUUGACAACCACCAGGCUGAGCCAGCUCCUCCACUACAACUUGGGCAGGAGUGUUGGUAUCUGCCGACAUUUGGUGUAUACCACCCCCAGAAGCCGGGGAAAAUAAGAGUUGUUUUUGACUCCAGUGCGGAGUACAAGGGGAUAUCAUUAAAUGAUGUGCUUCUCAGUGGACCCAACCUGAACAACACGCUAAUAGGAGUGCUAUUACGGUUCAGAAGAGAACAAAUUGCUGCUACCGCCGACAUAGAGCAAAUGUUCUAUGGGUUCAAGGUCAGAGAGGACCACCGCCACUUCCUCAGGUUUCUCUGGCACAAAGACAAUGAUCCAGACAAGGACACCAUUGACUACUGGAUGACUGUGCAUGUGUUCGGCAACAGCCCGUCUCCAGCAGUAGCGACUUAUGGGUUGAGGAGAGCUGCAGAGCAAGGAGAACUUGAGUAUGGCUGUGAUGCAAAGGAGUUCGUCUUCAGGAACUUUUACGUCGACGAUGGGCUCACGUCAUUGGCCAAGGAGGACGAGGUAAUCGAUCUCCUACAGCGAACCAAGGCUCUGCUGGCGGAGAGCAACUUAAACCUCCACAAGAUAGCCUCAAACAGUCCGAGGGUCAUGGAGGCUUUCCCAGUGGAGGAACGAGCAAGUGACUUGAAAGAUCUCGAUCUGGGAGCAGACCCAUUGCCCCUUUAAAGGAGCUUAGGCCUGAACUGGGUGCUCCAGACUGACAG